CCGCAGCCCGCUGGCGGCGGCGGCGCGGCUGUGCCGGCUGAUGGAGCAGGACCCCGCGUUCCGCCGGGGGCGGCUGCGCUGGCUGCGCCAGGAGCAGGCGCGGCUGCAGCCCCUGCAGCCCCCCCGGCGCCCCCCGCGCUCCCACCCGGCCCCCCAGGACGGCAAGCUGCGCUUCCCCUUCAAGAGCAACCCCCAGCACCGCCUGGCUUGGGGCGGCGGGGGGGACGCCCCCCAAACCGAGCGCAGCCCCCCGCCGCCGCCCCCCGCCCGGAGGGGGUCUCUGGAUGGGGGGUCGCCGCCGCCCCCUCCCCGUGUCCGCCGCCAGCGCUCGGCCCCCGACCUCAAGGCGCGGGGCCCCGUCCCGUAGCGCUGCGGGGUUCUGCGGACGCCCCCUCCCCUAAAUGGACAAUCACGCCCCCCACCCACCAUCGGGGGUCUCCCCGCCCGGGGGGCCCCCAGCUGCUGUCACACUGCCCGUCCCCCCCGCGUGUGUGUGUGUGUGUGUCUGUGGGCCCCUUCUUACGGGGGAGGCCCUAAUUAAUUAAUGGCGAUGCCGCUAAUUAAA
This is a messenger RNA of Onychostruthus taczanowskii (white-rumped snowfinch), 565 nucleotides long. Its product is annotated as kinesin-like protein KIF1C. Lineage: Eukaryota; Metazoa; Chordata; Aves; Passeriformes; Passeridae. Bases 41 to 367 code for a protein of 108 amino acids. The record is from RefSeq and is a predicted model, not a curated record. The transcript has a single exon.